ACCAAGUCAACAUCCCGCCAACAAGGGUUCGUUCUCCCCGUCUUCAGCAGCCGGAUUCGUGACCGGGGGGAGCUCCAUUGCUGGACACCAAUUCGCGAUCCACCUUGGCGUUUGCUUCCACAUCUUAUUUACAAUCCAGCCAUCCUUCAUGCACUACCCUCUUUUGCCGUCUUUUGGAUAGUGUCCCUAGUCCUCUACCUACGUUAUAGGCGAUGACAUGAUUAGGAAUCAGCCCAUUAGACCUUCUCUCUCUACAUUACGACAGCUUCAUGGAUACCAUACACUCCCAAGCUGACGCCGUGCGCAGCGCCGUCUCUUCGGUGACAACAUGUACGCCCGCCAUCACAGCUCUUCUCAAGAGCCUGCUUUUACCCAAAGACGAUGCCACGGCCGCGGCAGAAAUAACAACAACAACAAAGACAGCGUCAUCAACGAGGCCGCGGUCGAGAGCAAACAACACAGCCACCAAGGCUGCCACAGCAUCAAAGAAAGAUAGCGGACUCUCGCCCAAGGAAAAGGCGACAUUGGCAACACAUGUUGUCAACGGAACCCUUCGCGCCCUGAGCGACUAUGCAAAGAACCCACCAACAACCGCGAGGCCCCCAACGCCUACCAAGCGGCCAGCGCCCCAAGAGGAGGAAUUGUUGAGGUCAGCCACGACGAGAAACCCGCUCCAACGAUGUAGCUCUACCAACUCGACACCGUUAUCUCCCCUACAGCCUCGUGCCCUGAACAGAGUCACCACUUCUCCGGCCCUCUCGAAGCGCUCUCUCUCGCCAGCCAAGGCUCCGAAACAUGACACAAACCUCCUUGCCACGGUUGAAUGCGCUCGUGUUGCCUUGGGCACUCUGCGCCAGUUACACACGUCCAGCAAGCUCACGCUCCCCGAGUUACAGUUAGAGACCGGCAUGUCUUCUCUAAUCGCCAGGUUGAUUACGCUAGGACUACACGAUCAAGCCCUCAAGGAAUUGCGCAUCUUGAAGAAGAGAUUGGAGACACCGUCCAGUUCGACAACAACAACAAAGAAGCCAACCAAGACGACUGCUACCGAACCACCCAAGACGGCGGCGCAAGUGUACACGGAGAUCCUCGAUUUCGGCCAAGUGAAAUCCUUGGGACCGGCCCUUGCUCUCGUUAUCACAACACAAAUACAGGCAUUGCGCCUCCUAUCCGCGAACAAAAAGCCAAAUGCAAUCGAGGCGGUCAUUCCUCUCUUACGCCAGGACCAUAGCUCAUCACCAACUGCCCUCCUCCUACGGUCAGCAACUGAAAAGGGCGCCGAUGUUGCCAAGAUUGCCCGCCAUAUGGAAACUCUGGCUCAAUGCAUGAUUUCCUUGACCCCCAGCGCAUCCAGCAAGGACGACACGCUCAGCAUAGAACCGCGGCUUAGUAUCUCCCCGGUAUCCGCCAUCGAGCUGCAAUGCUUUGCUUUGGAGACGAGGCUACAAUGGUGGAAGUUGGCCAAACACCAGGGUGAUGCGGAAAAGGACAUCAUCAUGCCUCUCUCUCGGUACAUGGGUGCCUUCGUUCGUCGGAGCCAGGAGAGCGGGCGCUCUACUUAUGCUACUUGCCUCUCAGUAUAUACCAGAGUUCGGUCUCAGCUCGAUACGUACGGCGCACAACUGUCCGAAGCAUCAAGGACACCUCUUUCUCAGAUUUACCAGGUUUUAGCGGUUCUGGCACGAGAGGCAGGAAAGGUGACAGAUGCAGUUUCUUGGGCGACGAAGCUCAAAGAUGGGGUCGAUGCAAAGGUGGACUCGGUCGCCAAGAUAUGCUCCAUCUCAGCGCAACUAUUGUCCCUCCAACUCAAGGACCCGGUAAAGUACUGUCAUGAUAACCAGCUUCUCGACGAGGUAGUUGCUGGUCUUUCAGGCCCCCUGCGGGGUGAUUCCAAUGACCUCGACGAGUUACUCAACAAUGUCUGCUCGGUCAGGAGGGCAGCCAUGAAGCUUCUUCUUGCUAUGUUAAAAAAAGAAAAUGAUGGGUUUGCUGAUUUUACUUCCAAUUGCCGAGAAUCCCUAGAAUCAUUCGUCCUUCAAUGUCCCCGGUUUUGUCUACGAUGGCUUGGUAAACCGCCGGAGCCCAAGAGCAGCACGAAGGACUACCUCAGAUACGAACAACGCCGUCAACUACUCCUACAGUCUAUUCAGCAUACCCUUGACUCAUCAUUCAUCGUCGUCAAGACACGCCUCGAAGAGAAGAGGUUGGAGUGGGACUUUAUGGAUUCGAUUCUUAAUGAUUGUCUUUUGCUCUUGGAAUACAUAGGGGAUAUGGGCGCUGCCGGCUCGCAGAGCAUGUACCAUGUCAAGAUUUCGCACUUCUACUAUCUACAGUAUAAUGUAUUACGACAACAAUCCACUGACCCCAAGGAUGUGGCGCCCUUACGAGCUCUCCGUCGUUCGAUCGAUUGCGUGAAGCACAGGUCGACAGCAGAGAAAGGCAAGGCGCAGCUCAUCUUGAAGUUGGAACGGAUGGCUGAGAUGGCUCGGACACUGGGCAGGAAUGAGCAGGCUCUCGCCGCGCUACAGACCAUCCGGACGAGCAUGUUGGAUGACGGGAUUCUCGAAAGUGUCGUCGGUUCACUGGCGACAGACUCGCCGCUUAUCGUGUGGCAAAGGGACGAGAAGGCCGAGACUUUAUCUCGUGCUCUGGUGGCUAUUGCAAAGAUGGAGCAUGUCUUCAUGGAUUGGACAGUGGAUCUACCAGAAGCUGAACAAGCUGCCGGACUCGAACAUCGGUUACACUACAUUCUCUUGGGUGGCAAUCCAACUAUGAGUGGAAGAAAGAGGGAGGAAGAGAUUACUCUCGAGCACCCUGUCGUGGAUGCCUUGCUCCGCAUUUAUGUCCCGACACGGUAUCCCAUACGAAGACUCCGAGUGCUGUUGGCGCUCUUGAGCUCUGCCAUUGGCAACCAGCGAAAGGUACCCGAGUUGCUUGCUAUCACUAGGGAUGCUACGCAGGUGGAACCGGAUAACCUCGGCGAAGAUGCUGGACUUGCCCGCUUUGUGCCGCAUAUGGGAGCCUUCUAUCACUCAAUCACAGCUUUGUCGGAUGGUUACUCUGAUCUUGGAGCGGUUGAACGAUGCCUUGAGACGUGGAAAUCGAUUGUCAAGACUUGUCAAACCAAAACGGAUGUGGAGCGAUCAAUCGACGAUAUUCCUGGCCUUCUGGAUCACCUGCAGGCCAUGGCUGACUUUCUCCGUUUGAGCGGUCACGAUAAAAUGGUAGCUAUGGUCCUGGAACUGACGGCGGAUAUUGCCAGACUAGCGGACGGCCCCAGGCUGGAAGACAUUGUUCAGCAUGCCUCAACGCUGGCUCUGCAAUACACCAAUCUGGGGCAAUCCAUAAAAGCUGAGCAGACCUUCGCCGAGGCACUGCAAUAUCUCAAGAAACAGGCUAAUUUGCCCGGUGACGCGGUUGCCACCUUCCACCUCUCCUGGACAGAACACUUUAUCGCCACCGGUGAUCUCACUCAAGCAGAAUACCAUCUUUCUCAGGCCCGGGCUGCAGUCGAGGCUGAAGCUAUGUCAGGCAAGGUCUCCCGUGCUCGGCGGAAAUAUCUGGUGGCCUAUGCUUCUUAUCUUCAUUCUCUCGUUACCCAGGAACGAGGUGAAUCCCACCAUGCUCUGGUCUACGCCCGAGAAAGCGUCCGCUGCAUCUUUCAGGACUGGGUCAAGGUAGAACAACAGUUAGCAGCAGCAAAAUCACCCGCCCGUUCCUCAACCGACGACUCCGCCAUGUUCAAUACCGACGACGCUACCUGUGACCUUUCGGCCACCGGAAAAGAGACGCCUUACCUGGGGCCAGAGUCGUGGAAGCUCGCCCUCACUCUGUACCGAAACACUCUACGCUUGUCGUCCAUUUACGCGCAUCUGGGCAUGUUCCAAGAGACGAUGUACUACGCGGAGCAGGCACAGAAGAUUGCCAAUAGCGCCAACUCGGGGAUUCUCAAAGCUGGCUGCGCGACCUGGAUGGGCUCGGUGUACGUCAAGGCGGCGAACAUUCCCAAGGCGAUGGAAAUGCUGCAGGAGGCGGCUAAUUUACUCCCGGAGGAAAGCAAUUCGUAUUCUUCGGCCGUGCUGGCUUGCCAGAUUGGGGCUAUGUGCUUGGAUCUAAAGAGCUUCGAGGGUGCCGAGGCGAUGAUUGGGAGGGCGGAGGCGAUUCUAGAAGGGUUGAUGGAGGUUAGUGCUGCGUCGGUGUCGGUUGCUGGGGAGAAGACGGAGAGUGAGGAGAAGGGAACAGCUAUGAGGGGACUCAAGGGGCCUGCGGCUGUACGGCAACUGUCGAAACCGGUCAAGAGUGUCCAUUCGAGACCUGCGCUUUCGGCGAGACCAAAGGCGGCGACACAUGUCUCUGCUUCUCGGUCUGUUGAGGAUGCCCAACUUUCGAAACUCAGAGCGGCGAUUAUGGUGCAAAAGGCUACGGCAAAACUGGCGAAGAGGGAUUGGAAUUCGGCUUUGGCGAUGCUUGAAGGUGUCAAAACGCGGUCCAAGAAGUCGUUGUCUGCAAUCAUCUCGGACGAGCAGAUGAUCAUGGCGUCCUGUCUGCUGGGCAUGAGCAUGGAGCAGAUGGCCCACGAUCCGGUGUUUUCGGUCAUUCAUGAUUCCACCAUUUCAUAUCCUGCGGUUUCUGAUUCCCAAGCAAAGGAUAGAGGUUCUGCAGGCCACCCAGCUCUUCUUCAAGAGAGAAAGCGGGUUGCCACUCAGGAUACCACAGAUCAGGAAAAGGCGGAGUACGUGGAUAAUCUUCGACAAGCCCAGCAAUCCCUUCUCGAGGCCCAUGCCGUGGCCACAGUCUGUGGCGACUCAAGUCUCAUUCACAAGAUCUCGGUCAUGCUGCAGAAUGUCGGUCUUCUUCUUUCCGCUACGGCAUCAUCCGGGAAGGCCAAAGCAUCCGCCUCUUCUGGACACACUGCCUAUUCGGUCGAGCUGGGCCGUAACCUCACAUGGCGCAGGGAACGCAAAGCUCUCAUGCUGGAGAAGAACGGACCCAAAACUGAUGCAUACAGCUGGCCUAAUUUCACGGACUUGCCUGUUGAGCCGCUUGGCCGGAUGAGUCUGGGCUUCUCACUGGACCUACAAAAGUUUCAGAGAGACUACAUUGACAUUAUCCCGAAGCCUUGGAGUGUGGUGUCCAUCUCACUGAGCGACAAUAAGCACGAUCUGUGCAUCACCAAGCUACAGGCGGGCUGCACGCCCUUCGUUCUUCGACUUCCUCUUGAUCGUGCCAGUUCGCGCGAUGCAGACAACGAGGUGUUCAACUACCAACAAGGAAGGGCCGAGUUGCUGGAAAUUAUUCGCCUGGCCAACGAAACUUGUCACGAUGCCAGAGACUUCACUGUCAAGGGCGCCAAGACUGCUUGGUGGGCAGACCGUGAGGCGCUGGAUAAUCGUAUGAAGGAUCUGUUGACGAACAUUGAGCAGAUCUGGCUCGGCGGCUUCAGGGGUAUCUUCAGCCAGCACCAGACCCAAGGCGGCAAGAGGAAGGAGUUGAUGAACAAGUUUGGCGCAACGUUUGAAAACAUGUUGGACAAGUAUCUCCCCAGCCGGAGACAGGUACACCAUCGCGGGAAGAAAGCUGGCGGCGGUCAGGAGCCGCAAUCAGAGAAAGUCACCGUUGAUCCUCGCAUCCUGGAACUCUUCAUCGGUCUCGGCGAUACCGGCGACCAAACUGUCGACCUUGACGAGGAACUAACCGACCUGCUCUACUUUGUCGUCGAUAUACUCCAGUUCCACGGCGAGCGCAACGCCUACGACGAGAUCGACUUUGACUCCAUGGUCGUCGAAAUGCUGGACGCCCUGCACGCCUAUCACGCGGCUGUCAACGAACUCGACGGAGGCGGCGACGAGCACGCUCACACCAUCCUCAUGCUUGACAAGGCUCUGCACGUUUUUCCCUGGGAGUCUCUCCCGUGUUUACAAAACCUGGCCGUAUCCCGCAUGCCAAGUCUUGGUUGUCUCCGCCGCGCCAUUCUAGACAUGAAGACCCCUCGACCUGCUGCUCAACCCGCAAAGGAAGAAGACGGCGACUCAAUAAUGUUGGACGCUGACGCCAUUCCCCUUGUGUCCACCGGGACAUUGUCAUCAUCACCACAAUCUCUUUCUCACCCGCAAGGCCACCACGCCUCUUCUGUCAACGGCACCUACAUCCUCAACCCCUCCUCCGACCUCCUCACCACCCAAAAGACCUUCAGCCCCCUCCUAACCUCCCACCUCGGCCCCUCCCCUCGCACCUGGACAUCCAUCACCGCUCGCCCGCCCACCGAGUCUGAAUUCGCCUCAGCCCUCACCAACUCGGACAUCUUGUUGUAUUUCGGCCACGGCUCCGGCGCCCAAUACAUCCGCGGCCGCACCAUCCGUCGCUUAUCCCCUCGAUGUAAUGCCACGGUCUUAUUGAUGGGAUGCAGCUCCGCCAAGCUGAACGAGGCAGGCGAAGGUUUUGAGGUCUACGGCCCGGCGUGGAAUUACAUGAUGGCGGGUGCGCCAGCGGUGGUGGGGACGCUGUGGGAUGUUACGGAUCGGGAUAUCGAUCGGUUUACGGGGAGGUUGUUGGAGGAGUGGGGGUUGUUUGGACCGGGCGUGUUUAGUAAAACGGAGGAGAAGAGAGAGGAAGAGAAGCGGAGGAGGAAGGGAAAGGGGUUGGAUAAGGCGGAUGAGGGUGAUUUGGAAAAGGAAGAGGGAGAGAAAGAGGAGGAGGGAAAGAAGGGGAAGAAGAGUUUGGUGGAAGCGGUGGCGAGCGCGAGGGGAGCGUGUCGGUUUCGCUAUGUCACUGCGGCUGCUAUUGCUGUUUAUGGUAUUCCUGUUUAUCUUCAGGACCGAGAGAAAUGAUGAAUGGGA
Molecule: messenger RNA, 6836 nt
Organism: Neurospora hispaniola
Lineage: Eukaryota; Fungi; Ascomycota; Sordariomycetes; Sordariales; Sordariaceae
Product: peptidase family C50-domain-containing protein
Exons: 1
Coding region: 270-6827 (2185 amino acids)
Biological process (GO): meiotic chromosome separation; proteolysis
Cellular component (GO): cytoplasm; nucleus; mitotic spindle
Molecular function (GO): protein binding; cysteine-type endopeptidase activity
Source: RefSeq, a predicted model, not a curated record